UUUCAGUUAAACAAAUAAAUUUGUGAUUGCUGAAAGACGAAGUUAUCGUUGUUGCUGCCAAACAAAUGGGAGAACAGGAUGGUGAAAAGAAGUUUAAACUCCCAUAUCGAAGCAAAUUAACGGAACGUAUUGCACCUGGCCAAACAUUAAUUGUGAAAGGGAAAACAUUGGAUGAUGCAAAAAAAUUUGACAUUGGCUUACAUCGUGACAGUCCAGAUUACAGUGGCGGAGAUAUUCCAUUACAUAUUAGCAUACGUUUUGAUAAGGGAAAGAUAGCAUUUAAUACAUUUUCGAAUAACAAUUGGGGAAAAAAGGAAAAGCAAAAGUUACCGUUUAAAAAAGGAAAUGCAUUUGAUUUAAGAAUUCGAGCACACGAUCACAAAUUUGUGAUUUAUUGCGAUGGUAAAGAAGUGAAAAUGUUUGAUUAUCGAGUACCAUUACAAUGGGUUACUUAUGUAUCAAUCGAUGGUGACACCCUUAUUGAUCAUGUACAAUGGGGUGGCAAAUAUUACCCAGUUCCUUAUGAAUCUGGUAUAGUAAAUGGUGGUUUAUUACCCGGUAAAUCAUUAUUCAUAACCGGAAUGCCGGAUAAACGUAGCAAACGAUUCAAUGUCAAUUUAUUAAGACAGAACGGUGAUAUUAUUCUACAUUUCAAUCCACGAUUUGAUGAAAAAGUAGUUGUACGUAAUGCAUUAAUUGGCGGUGUUUGGGGUAAAGAGGAACGAGAAGGUAAAAUUCCAUUUGAAAAGGAUAAAAUGUUCGAUUUGUUAUUCCAAAACGAAGACUACGCAAUGCAAAUAUUUGUAAAUGGUGAACGAUUUGCGACAUUUGCGCAUCGCUCGCAAUCAAAUGAUAUAGUUGGCGUUCAAAUACAGGGUGAUGUGGAAAUCAGUGGAAUUCAAAUACAGUGAUUUUAAUUGAAUUUGUCGAUAAUUUGGGUAAUUUGAAUGUUGAAAUUCUCACAAUUAGAUACUUAAAUCUUUUUUCAACACUAUGCCAUUGUACAAAAUGAUUGUCAAACUAUCCAAAUUUUUUCAAUUCUUUGAUUUUUGAUUUCUAGUUUUAUUCCAAGUACGAUUUUUUAUCGAACCAAAACUAAAUGUAAUUUUGAAUUAAGUAUUAAUAUGUUAAUUAUAAAUAUGUGAUCGCAUAAAAUUUG
This is a messenger RNA of Loa loa (African eye worm), 1159 nucleotides long. RefSeq lists its product as hypothetical. Bases 66 to 911 code for a protein of 281 amino acids. Gene Ontology annotation, molecular function: galactoside binding; carbohydrate binding. The transcript has 8 exons. The record is from RefSeq and is a predicted model, not a curated record. NCBI's taxonomy places the organism in Eukaryota, Metazoa, Nematoda, Chromadorea, Rhabditida, Onchocercidae.